Molecule: messenger RNA, 552 nt
Organism: Drosophila ananassae
Lineage: Eukaryota; Metazoa; Arthropoda; Insecta; Diptera; Drosophilidae
Exons: 3
Coding region: 1-552 (183 amino acids)
Source: RefSeq, a predicted model, not a curated record
AUGGCAUCAUUCUGGCUAGUCAGUGCCUUUUUCGGAGCAUUUGUUCUCUUUAGCUUGGAUUGCAAUGAUGCAGUCGAGUUCAAGUUCACCAACUUUGUCUGCGAAAGUUAUAACAAAUCGUGGUUCACCUUCUCCCACUGCCGACUAAAGGCCAUCAAUCGGGACAAAAUCGUCCUGAAUAUGAAUGGAACCCUGCACUAUCCGGCUUACAGGAUAAAAAUUCACGGUAAGCUUUUCAAAAAGGCCAAUGGCUAUAAGCCGUGGCUGUACGAAAGAACUGUGGAUGCUUGCAAGUUUAUGCUUCAUAAGUCAGACCCCCUAGUCUCUGUUUUGUACAAUUUGAUGAAGGAUUUUACGAAUAUCAACCACUCUUGCCCAUACGUGGGUCCACAGAUAAUUAAGGACUUUUACUUGAAACCAGAGCUCAUGCGAGUCCCAGUGCCCACUGGAGAGUACCUGUUGGCCCUAAAGUGGUACCUGGAUGCAAAGCCACAAUUCGGCACAAAUUUCAGCGCUUCGUUUGUGGAAGAUAUCUUGGCAAAAAAAAAUUAA